Phyllotreta striolata is the source of this 713-nucleotide messenger RNA. The record is from the annotation of a GenBank genome assembly. NCBI's taxonomy places the organism in Eukaryota, Metazoa, Arthropoda, Insecta, Coleoptera, Chrysomelidae.
CAGUCGUUGCGUUUCAAUGCCAUUCGACACAGGUAACGAACACGAACAAAAAAAUUGCGCAACAUAAGUAGGUAUAAAUGGUGAAUAUUUGGCCUCGCGCGAACGCCGAUAGAUUGAAGUUUUCAUCGUUUUUGCGUAGAUUUCCCAUCCGCGGGAGCUUUCUUUGAAGCCCCUUUUUUUCGGAAAAACGAAAAAGUCCAGGUCGUUCAACUGGCAACAAACCGAACGAAACUCUCCAAGGUAGAUGGAGACCGAAAUAGAAGGAGAGGACGAGCAAAGUGUACGAGUAAGUACUUCUUCGUGUGGAUGUAUGGGCGUCAAUUAUCGGGUCAAAUGUCAGCCCAUAUACUUAUAUUUCAUCGUCAACGAGAGUAUUUUUCACGAAACCCACGUAAAAAUGCCGUGGGGCGGGCGAUAUAUCGCUUCUGAUGAAGAUUAUAAUGUACAGCAGAUCAUAAUCGGUGAAUGUGUGUGGGCUUUUUAAUAAACCGCGUGAAUUACUGAUAGAUAAUUCUUUAUUUAGGUAAAUACUAUUUUGUUGAUCUUCGGUAUUAUCCUCUGGUUUUAACUAUACUAAUUGUUAGUUAGUAGAUAUUUCUAAUUAUUUAAUUUUUGUUAUCUCUAAAAACGUUCUUGGGCUAACAUGUAAUUAUUUGCCUAUUAAGUAAGAACCCGUAUCAAAUUUUUAAAACUGAACAUUGUUUUUAUCAUUA